Mercenaria mercenaria is the source of this 4477-nucleotide messenger RNA. RefSeq names its product LITAF domain-containing protein-like. Gene Ontology annotation, molecular function: zinc ion binding. NCBI's taxonomy places the organism in Eukaryota, Metazoa, Mollusca, Bivalvia, Venerida, Veneridae. The coding region runs from base 161 to 718 and encodes 185 amino acids. The transcript has 7 exons. The record is from RefSeq and is a predicted model, not a curated record.
GGUGAUAUACUCCUAAACCUUAAAAGUCGGUGCAUAAUUUUAUCUUUUGCACACGGCACUUCUGAGCAUGCGCUCUUAAUAGGAAGAGAAUAAACAAACACAGGAAAGUUGGAUAAGAUUAUUCUGUAAAUUAUUUCCAUUUAAAACAAGAGAAAGAAAUAUGGCUGCUCCACCACCAUACCCAGGAACUACUGAUCAGAAGGGAGGACCACCACCACCUAACCCAGCUUACCCACAGCAGCCUGGCCCUGCAGGCUAUGGGGCACAGUAUGGACAGCCAGCUCCUUAUCCAGCUCAGCAGUACCAACCAGGUUAUCCUCAGGGAGGAUACCCCCCAGGACCAGGACCCCAACAAGGCGGCUACCCAGCGGGACCAGGCCAGUACCAAGGGGCAUAUCCUUCGGGGCCAUACCCAAAUCAAGGACAAUACCCUAGUCCUGGACCAACCCAAACAGUAAUAGUGACCCAGCCUACCGUGGCUGCAUUUCAGUACCGCGAGACUCCAGUCCAUACACAAUGUCCGCACUGCCAAGCUGAGGUGGUCACAGCAACAAGUUAUGAAACUGGAACUCUUGCAUGGGUUGCCUGUAUUUUGCUGUGUGUAUUUGGUUGCGAUGCAGGCUGUUGUCUUAUUCCAUUCUGUUGUGAUGCUUGCCAGGACGUGAUUCACACCUGUCCCAACUGCAAACAAAUUAUAUACAGAUGGAACAGGAUGUAGUGUGGGUAAAGUGGAAGUUGCUAGACAACAUGUUCUAUCCACAGACAUAAAACUUUCUGUUUUGGAAAUCUUUUAACGUAAACCUUUCAGCAUUUCGUUUUCACUGCUGUUCGGGACCCUUACAGAAGAAAAAGGCCUGCUGCGUACUCUUGCUGUGUACAUACAGCGUAUAUGAUGCGUAUAUGAUGUGUACUGAAAUCAAGGGCUUUAAAUAGUACGCAGGAUAUACACCGCACAUACACCGAUAGUACGUUUGUAGUACACUUUUGACAUGCAAAUGAGCUCUGCCGCGUACUACUUGCUGCGUACAUGCUGUGGACUACAUAGUACACAUCUGUACGCUGGAGGAAUUUAGUAUGCAGGAAAUAGUACGCAGCAUGUACGCGGCACAUACACUUUUCACAUGCAAAUUUAUUUUGAUUAAAAUCCAUCUGAGAACAAUCUAGGACUGGAAUUAUAUAAGCAUUUAUACACUUUUACGUCCGUAAAAAGUAGCGCACCAAAAAAUUUUGGAUUGAUUUUUUCCAAUGGGGCGAGCGCAAUUAGCCAAAAACAUUCUGAAAAUAUACGAGCGGCAAAUCCGAUGAACAACUUUUUAAUUUGGUGAGGCCUUAAUGGGUUAACAUAAUGAGCAUUAAAGCCUUUAUAAAACAUGAUAGAAUGGUGUUUUACUUAAGAGUAUUCAAAUAACAGUGAGAGCUAUUAAUUCUUCUCAUUCGGGCGCUGUUGAGGCAUUAUCUUGGUAAUUAUUUCAUGUAUUACAAAAUGUAAUGCAACGAAGUUCAAAUAAGGCUUUUCAAUUAUCCAAGUUAGAAAGCUCCAGGAUUAAUUCAAAAUGAAAAAGAAUAUAUUUUUACACUGCAUGCAAGGUGCAGCUCAGAAAUCACUAAGAUGUAAGCUUCACAAAUGAACAUUGCAAAUAGUUUGACAAAUUUUCAUUGUUCAGAAUACCGGUAAUCUGAACUAUUCUAUGCUAUUAAGAUAAAAGUUACUCGGAAAUCAAGUUCUUGCUUCCAAAAAAAAAAAAAAAUGUACAAAUCCUUCCUGCAUAAAGUGUACUUCAGACUUUUACCUAAAAAAAUUCAAAGUAUAAACACCAAAAGAAAAUGAACAAGUCCCUCCCGCGUAUAUGAAGUUUACUUCAGACUUUAACUUAUAAAAAAAAAACUAAGUUUAAAUGCCAAAAGAAAUUGUACAAGUCUUUCCCGCGUAUAUGAAGUGUACUGCACAAAUUUCAAAGUGUCUGCGGUGUACAUGCAGUGUACUAUUUUCUUGUACAAGUUCCUCCUGCGUACAUGCAGUGUACUCCUUAAAUUUUCAGAGUCUGUGCUGCGUACUUGAAGUGUACUAGUGACCUCCUGCGUACAUGCUGUGUACUCGUCGAAAUAGUACGCGGCAUGCGGUGUAUGUAAAAUGUACUCCUCUGGCAUACUACUGUGUUCGCGGUAUAUACACAGCAAAUACGCAGCAUGUACGCCACAGAGGCUUGCUUCUGUAAGGGGAUCCACAUUCAUCAGUUUCGAGUCUUAUAUUCAGACUUCCCGUAAGUUUGUGCGAACUGUGAAAUAAUAUAUUUUUUUGUGGGAGAUAGUUUUCCUGGAUUUCAUGGUUGGUUCAACCUAUAAAUUUAAAUCCAAACUAACAAGCAAAGCUUCCAUUCUUUUAUGGUAAUGGGUGGAAGUCCACAAACUUGUAUUGCAACAAAAUAGCCGUUUUGGGCAAAAACAGGAACUUUAAAAAGUUAAAUGAUUUCACAGAGCAUUAUAACUGCUGAAACAACAGAGCUUUAGGGUUUCAGUAGGAGCUGUAUACAUGCAAAGUUUUAUUAAAUUAAAAUGUUACAAUUUUACCGGAAUAUGCCAAGAAAGAAAUUUUAGCAUUUUAAAGUCAUUGAGACUAUUAGUUUUAGACUUAGAAUGUUGGUGAAACUGAAUCUGAAUGGAUUACAGAUAUAGGGGCUGUCUUAUCAAUAUCGUAACUUUACGAGAAACUUGCGAGAUACUUACAAGAAAGAUACGAGAAAUAUUAUUCUCGUAAGUAUCUUGAUAAGACGGGCCCAUAAACCACUAAGUCUUGUCUUAAAGUCUUAAAAAUUUCUUUACAUGUUUGGUCAAAAGAACUAAGUUCUUUCUUUUUUGCCAUUUAAUACCAGAAUCUCAAGACCUACGAUUUACUCAUGAAAAAUAAUUUCAAGGUAAUGUUUAUACCAAAAAGUUCAAGGUUUAAAUUGUUUAUGAUCAUAGCACACAUUUCAUUUCCAACAAAAUUAUGAAUAGAAAAGUACAUUUACUAUAAUACAUGGUAUUUAUAUGAAAAAAGUACCAACAUAGAAAUCCAAAACAGUUUUCAAGAAUGAUUUAUUACCGUAUGCGACAUGAUGGUGAAUAUCAUCAGGUGACGGUUACAAAUUAAUAUCUUGAACUUGCUUAUCUCAAAAUUCUAGCUGUCUUGAAGUUAAAGCCAUUAAAAUUCAAUCAUUAUGUAUAUAUAUUUUCACUCUGUUUAAAUCAAGUUUGACAUACUGAGAUUUCUGUUUUGUUGAAUUGAAACUGAAGUCCUGAGAGUGGAACCUCUCGAUGAGUUCUGGAUGAAAGAUAAUGCAUUGAAAAUAUGAAAAAUAAACACAAAAAAAAACAAGAACCAUGAAAAAAUAUGUUUCAGAUUGCGUAGUACAUGUACUCUCAAAUGUAUAUGUCACGUUUGUUUGUAAAUUGAUCAGGAAAACACCUGUCAGUGAAUUAAGUUCAAUUUUUUAAGUCGAGUUUGGUCAUCUUAAAGGCUUGGUCCAUUGGAAUUCACGAUACAUUCAACUGUAGUAGAAACAACUUAUUUUUUCUCAAUUUAUUGUGCAAUACUACCAAAUCAUCUAGUCAUAUAUUGUAUGUUAUGUAUUUGAGUGUUCAAUAGUUUUAUUACUAAACUAGAUACUAUACUUGUGUAUGUUUAUAGAAGAUUUAUAUGAAUACACCUACAGUAAAAGCACAUAUUUUCGCUGGGUCAAAAUUUCGCAAAUUUGAAAUUUUGGGUAUGUUUGCGAGGUUUAAUAUUCGCGAAAUUUUUAAAAUGAAAUAAACUUAAAUAGAAUAUAGUGGUGGAAAACAAUUUUCAAGGAUUAGUUUUCGUGAGAUGUAGGGCCUCGCGAAUAUAGCGAAAAUUAAACCCUCGUGAAAAUUUCUGCUUUCACAGUAUUCAAUAACAAACUCAUAUUGUUGUCAGUGAUGUCACAGUUUCUGCCAUUUCCAUUUAUCAGAGAUCCUGUAAUGUCACCGGGUGUUCUACCAGAGCCUCGCAAUAGAUCUCGUGUUCCUAAAUUUUUAAAUUUCAAAUGGAAUCUCUGCAGUACUAUAUGUGUUAGACUGAGACUAAAGACACACCUUUGCUAAAGUCCUGACCAAAGAUCAGCUGGCUCAAAAGACCAGUGUUACAUUUACGAUGUAUUUAGAUUAAAGGCUAGCUGCAAUUCAAGACCAGUUUUUGGCUCUUUCAGGCAUGGUUGUUAAUGUCUGGAAUGACGGAAUACCAGAACGUGUUGGGACAUGAAUUGUAAGAUUUAUUCACAUAGUUUAACAGUUUGUCUGUUCAUUUUUGGAGGUCAAUAUUUGUGAAUAUAUCAUUAAACCCAGUCACACCAUUAUGAAACUGACAAUCGUUGUUCAUGUAACCCAAAUAUGAGCUGUUGGUGUUAACUAGGUAUGUAAAUUCCAGUUUAAAAUAUGCUGUGACAUUGAUCUGUAACCCGAUGACCCCCCCCCCCCCCCC